GUUCUCUGUCUGCCUGCCAGGAGGAGCGAGCCCAGGGAGAUGAUGCAGCCCAGUGAAUACCGAACUAGAGGAAAAGAGAUGGUGGAUUACAUCUGCCAGUACCUGAGCACGGUGCGCGAGAGGCGGGUGACUCCAAAUGUACAGCCUGGGUACCUGCGAGCCCAGUUGCCUAUGACUGCUCCGGAGGAACCCGACAGCUGGGACAGCAUCUUUAAGGACAUUGAACGAAUCAUCAUGCCUGGGGUGGUGCACUGGCAGAGCCCCCACAUGCAUGCCUACUAUCCGGCUCUCAACUCUUGGCCAUCCCUGCUAGGAGAUAUGCUGGCUGACGCCAUUAACUGCUUAGGAUUCACGUGGGCUUCGAGCCCAGCUUGUACAGAGCUGGAGAUGAAUGUCAUGGACUGGCUGGCGAAGAUGCUGGGCCUCCCGGAGUACUUCUUGCACCACCAUCCCAGCAGCCACGGGGGCGGUAUCUUGCAGAGCACGGUCAGCGAGUCCACUUUAAUUGCCCUGCUGGCAGCAAGGAAGAGCAGAAUCCUAGAAAUGAAAAAGUGUGAGCCCGAUGCUGAUGAAUCCUCGCUGAACGCUCGACUUGUUGCCUAUACCUCUAACCAGGCUCACUCCUCUGUGGAGAAGGCGGGCCUGAUUUCCCUUGUGAAGAUCAGAUCCCUUCCUGUGGAUGACAACUUCUCACUUCGAGGAGAAGCUCUCCAGCAAGCCAUCGAGGAAGACAAGCAACAGGGCUUGGUGCCUGUCUUUGUCUGUGCGACACUAGGGACCACUGGGGUCUGUGCGUUUGACAAGCUGUCAGAGCUGGGCCCCAUCUGUGCCAGGGAGGGGCUGUGGCUUCACAUCGACGCCGCUUACGCAGGUACAGCUUUUCUGUGUCCCGAGUUCCGAGGAUUCCUGGAGGGCAUAGAGUACGCCGACUCCUUCACCUUCAAUCCUUCCAAGUGGAUGAUGGUGCACUUUGACUGCACCGGGUUCUGGGUCAAGGACAAGUACAAGCUGCAGCAGACCUUCAGCGUGGACCCCGUCUACCUCAGGCAUGCCAACUCUGGUGAGGCCACUGACUUCAUGCAUUGGCAGAUCCCCUUGAGCCGGCGCUUUCGCUCCAUUAAGCUCUGGUUCGUGAUUCGGUCCUUCGGGGUGAAGAAUCUUCAAGCACACGUCAGACACGGUACAGAAAUGGCUAAAUACUUUGAGUCUCUGGUCAGAAGUGACCCUGUCUUUGAAAUCCCUGCUAAGAGGCACCUUGGUUUGGUGGUUUUCCGUCUUAAGGGUCCCAAUUGUCUCACAGAAAGUGUGUUAAAGGAAAUAGCCAAAGCUGGCCAGCUCUUCCUCAUCCACGCCACUAUCCAGGACAAGCUGAUCAUCCGUUUCACUGUGACGUCCCAGUUUACCACCAAAGAUGACAUCCUGAGAGAUUGGAACCUCAUCCGAGAGGCCGCUAACCUCGUCCUGAGCCAGCACUGCACUUCCCAGCCAAGCCCUCGGGCUGAGAACCUCAUCCCACCAACCGGAGGCUCUAGGGACCUGACCAGUGGGCUGUCCCUAGAGUCUGUCAACGAGGGAGGUGAUGACCCAGCUCAGGCCCGGAAGAUCAUCAAGCAGCCCCAGCAGCUGGGGGCCAGUGUGGUGAGAAAGGAAGGUGGCUGCGAUGAUGCAGAGACUCCGCUGGAUGCCCUUGAUGACUGCUUCUCGGAAGAGGCCCCAGACACCACCAAGCACAAGCUGUCAUCCUUCCUGUUCAGUUACCUGUCAGUACAGAGCAAGAAGAAGACAGUGCGGUCCCUCAGCUGCAACAGCGUGCCCGUGAGUGCUCAGAAGUCGCUCCCCGCAGAUGGCUCAGUGAAGAACGGGGGCUCCUUCCGGGCCAGAAUCUUUUCCCGGUUUCCGGAAGAAAUGAUGAUGAUGAAGAAAAGUGCCUUCAAAAAGCUGAUCAAGUUCUACAGCGUCCCCAGCUUUCCCGAGUGUAGCUCUCAGUGUGCCCUCCAGCUGCCCUGCUGCCCUCUGCAGGCCAUGGUGUAGACGCGAGCCUUCAAUGCAGAGUUGUGCUUCAGGGAGUUCAUGAACCCCUCAAAAUU
This is a messenger RNA of Acomys russatus (golden spiny mouse), 2087 nucleotides long. It is a transcript of the gene Hdc, whose product is annotated as histidine decarboxylase. Gene Ontology annotation, biological process: L-histidine catabolic process; histamine biosynthetic process. The coding region runs from base 40 to 2031 and encodes 663 amino acids. The transcript is spliced from 12 exons. Lineage: Eukaryota; Metazoa; Chordata; Mammalia; Rodentia; Muridae. The record is from RefSeq and is a predicted model, not a curated record. Gene Ontology annotation, molecular function: pyridoxal phosphate binding; histidine decarboxylase activity.